Messenger RNA from Hymenoscyphus albidus, 1553 nucleotides. Lineage: Eukaryota; Fungi; Ascomycota; Leotiomycetes; Helotiales; Helotiaceae. The record is from the annotation of a GenBank genome assembly.
CCUGAUGUCUCAGGCAUACACUGUCCAAUCAAGUGUCGCUCAAAUCAAAUCGAUGACCAGGCGUCUUGGGUCUAUUUGAACUUUUUGCGACAAUACGAGUAACCACUCCGCUCUACCGCCACCACCUUUCCUUUUCAAAUUCCUUGCAAUCUCAAUAGGGUCACAAAAUGCUGUCCUCUGCGAGAUCUGCCACUUCGUUGGCUCUGCGAGGUAAGUUCCCUGGGGAGCUCCCCUUCAACACCCCUCUUGCCACACAUCAUGCUAACUCUCACCCAACAGCCAAACCAUCUUCGUGCUUAAUUCCAUACCGGUCAAUCGCGGCAAUUUCGUCCCCUUCGUCGAAGCCUGCGGCUGCUAUAUCGCAGUAUGAUGUGAAUACGCCACGACCCGUGAGCGUUACGGGGAAGGAAAAGCGCGAGGUGCCAUUGCCCAGCCAGGAGGGAAAGAAGGGCUUUACUGAAUACGCCUUGUAUGUUUUCCACAUCAUUUUCAGUAUGCUAUGGGAAGUUGGGGUGGUUCGGGGUUCAAUUGGGACUUGUGGAAAGGGUGGCAAAUGUAUCGAGAUACCAAGCUAACACGACUUCGACAGAACAACCCUCGAUCAAAUCACCAAUUGGGCACGUCAAGGAUCGCUGUGGCCUAUGACUUUCGGACUCGCCUGCUGCGCCAUCGAAAUGAUGCAUCUCUCCACUCCACGAUACGACCAGGAUCGACUUGGUAUAAUUUUCAGAGCGUCCCCUCGUCAGUCCGAUGUCAUGAUUGUUGCGGGGACCUUGACGAACAAGAUGGCGCCUGCUCUUAGACAGGUUUACGAUCAGAUGCCGGAGCCGAGAUGGGUUAUUUCGAUGGGCAGUUGUGCGAAUGGUGGGGGAUACUAUCAUUAUAGUUAUAGUGUUACGAGAGGGUGUGAUCGUAUUGUUCCGGUGGAUAUCUAUGUUCCUGGGUGUCCUCCUACUUCUGAGGCACUGAUGUAUGGAAUUUUCCAGUUGCAGAAGAAGGUAUGUUUGAAGCUCUUUUAACCACCUUUGGGGCAGAAGUCCCCAUUCAAGGUUGUCCAAUCUGAUAAGAUUUGGACUUGUGGAGUUUGAGGCUAACUAUCCGCAGAUGAGACUUACUAAGAUUACCAGAAUGUGGUACAGAAAGUAGUGGGAGAGAAAGGGGAAUUGCAUCGGGGGGAACAUGGGUUAUGGGGGUGUCUUUUUAUUUGUACAAAGUUCAGACUGCAUAUAUUCAGACUGCAUAGGCGUUCGCUUUUGCGAAAGAUAACAAUACAUUGGUAUUAAAAUCGCCAGCCAUGUCUGACCAGACUGAAAUAAAUCCGAAGGUCCGGCUUUUUAUUGUAGGUGCGUCGAUGUUGGCUGCUCGUUUCCUUUUGAGGGAAAUAGGGAGACGACCUUGAAUCUGAUUCCUGGCUCUUAAUUCGCUAUCUACUGGCAUGAAAUAGCUAGAACCAGGUAAUCAAUGCCUCGUCUUCUAGCGCGCAUCUCGAAAGAUGCAGUAAACAAAGGAUGUAAUAAUCAAGAUUUGAAGCUAUUUUCACCAAGAUAUUGAAC